This is a messenger RNA of Anneissia japonica, 1242 nucleotides long. RefSeq lists its product as uncharacterized. The record is from RefSeq and is a predicted model, not a curated record. The transcript has 5 exons. Lineage: Eukaryota; Metazoa; Echinodermata; Crinoidea; Comatulida; Comatulidae. The coding region runs from base 1 to 1050 and encodes 349 amino acids.
AUGAAGACGAGAAACGGCGGCGUAAGACCGCAGCCUGUAGCGAAGUUUCCCUGCAAGAAGUGUAAGACAGAUGUCGCAGCACAUCAGCAUGCGAUACAAUGCGAUGACUGCAUUUCCUGGUACCACAGAUCUUGUUUAGAGGAAGGUAUAACCUUGGAGCAGUACACCCAAAUGAUGGACAAUGACGGACCAGUACUGGAGUGGAGGUGCCCCGAGUGUACAUUCGACCGUCAAUUGCGUGAAGACAUCCCAUUGGCCGAGAGUACUCAUCGCUCAUUUGAACACAUCUGUCAAGGCAAUGCAUCGACCAACAACACUGGACUGACUGACCUACUAAUUGCGAUAUAUGAACAUGGUGACGCAGAUAAAAGAUUGACUGACCUGCUAAAUGCGGUAGACGAACUUAAUGGUAGCCCUAAUCGUACCGAAACAUCGGCGGACGUCUGUGUAGAUGCAAGUUUCGAGAAUGGAAACGAAAUUCUCGAUUACGCCGAUGUUGGAGAGGACAACGGAGAUGUGGUGGACAGAGUCGUCGAAUACAAGAUUGUCGAGGGGUCGACACAAAGACAGCGAUCUAAACUUGUAGACUCUAACGGAUACUCUUAUGUUCUGAAGCUAAAGAGGACUGGCGUAACAUAUUGGCGAUGUUGUGUUCAGAAUGCAGUGAUGAAGUGUCCCGCGACUGUUGUCCAAAAGGGUGGGGACUUUCGUCGAGGACCCAGCAACCACCAACAUGAAGCGCAACCUGGGACUGCUACAGUCAACAACUUGAUAACCAACAUUAAAAGCGCAGCUACGGAGAAUGUGUUUCGACCAGCUCCGGAAUUGGUCAACGCGGCUUUACUCAGCACCGUAGACGAAGGUCCGACGCUCCCAAAACCUGUAAACUUGGCGCGGAUGGCGAAUCGAGCACGGCAACGACUGCAGCCGGAAGAACCAAAGGAUCUGGACUUCGACCUUUUGCGAGGCCUUUAUACCAGAAGGUAUAAUUAUUAUUAUAAUAAUUAUGUUAUAAUUAUCUUCAACGUAUUUAAUUCAAUUCCCAAUUGAAAAUUAAUCCUAAGAGGCUUAAUUUAAAACAUAAAUCAUUUAAUAAACAAUUAUAGCAACAAUUUUGAAGUAUACGAUAUCCUUCAUUUUUUAAAUUAUUUAUUCCAAUUAUUUAUUAAUUAUAUGGUAACAAUAAUAAUAAUAUCAGCAAAAAUUUGAACAAUACAUAAUGUUGCUAAGACUAAUAAUUAA